Molecule: messenger RNA, 2724 nt
Organism: Oppia nitens
Lineage: Eukaryota; Metazoa; Arthropoda; Arachnida; Sarcoptiformes; Oppiidae
Product: transcription factor SOX-6-like
Exons: 8
Coding region: 194-2536 (780 amino acids)
Biological process (GO): regulation of transcription by RNA polymerase II; cell fate commitment
Cellular component (GO): nucleus
Molecular function (GO): DNA-binding transcription factor activity, RNA polymerase II-specific; RNA polymerase II cis-regulatory region sequence-specific DNA binding
Source: RefSeq, a predicted model, not a curated record
UCGAUUUCUUCAUUCACUUGAGUUUUCUCAACAAUUGCUCAACACUUGUGUCGAUUGUAUUCGAAAAUCUGUUUUUCGCCGCAAAUGACGACAAAAACCAAAUUAUGACUGAUUUGUGAAACCAUUUGAUUGUGAAUUCAAGAGAGGAUUGAUUCAACACUUUUACUACAAAAUUUUGAAAUAAUUGGCAAAAAUGUCAGCAAAACGUAAAUCGUUUCCAAACAAAAUUGCGCCACAAAUUGAUGACCAAAAGAUCGACGAAGAAGAAGAAGACGACGAUUACAGUUCAGACAAACAUAUUUCAUGUGAUGACGAAAGUGAUAUCGAUGUCGACGCUCAGCCCGAAGACUAUCGUUUCAAUGGAACAAAUGAUGUCAACAACACUAAAGACAGACAACACAACAGACUUCACGGCAAUAACGGCAACAAUAAUAACAACAUUAUUAACAGUUAUCUUAUGAUGACAUCAGAAGCGUCGACCACUGACUCGGAAUACGAGAGCGAAAGCAGUGCUAAUUCAUCGAAAUCGACGGAAAAGAGACGAAAACUGAAACUAAAUAAGCGGUCGAUCGAUGAAGUGCUCAACAGAUUAAACAAAAACAACAAUCAUUUCAAACAAAGCAGAGGAGGAACUGGCGAUGCGUCCAACAAUUUGGUGGAAAACUUGGCCUCACUUUGUGCUGAUGGCGACCCCCAAGUCGUGACUCACACCGAAAGAAAACUCAACGAAAUGAUUGAACAAUUGUCACAAUUACGGGAAAAUCUAUUAUUAAAGCAACAUGAGCACCAACAGUCAAAAAACUUGUCUCCUUCUUCACAAUUGACGGGUGAACUGCAAAGACACCAAACGGAACAAAUCGGUAGACAACAGCAACAAUUGGCACAACAACAACACAAAAUACAAGAACUACAGGGCCAACUCAACGCUCAUUACAUGACAGCAGCGGCUAAACUAAUGCCCAACUUUUUGGGUCCACAGGCGGCCGCUGCCGCUCAGGUCAUGUUCUCACCCUUUAUGGACGCAUCUUUAAAACUAGCGCCCGGUGCACGAAAUGCAUUCACUGAUGCUAAUCUCUUCAACCAAAUGGUUCAAACAGGAGCAGUUGGAUCAGCUCUUUCACAAUCGUCUUCGACAUCCAUGUCCAGUACAAAAUCGCCCAAUUCUGUCAACAAUUUCAAAAUGGAGUCGCAAUCAGCGCAUCGGCUAAUGAUGAACAGCCCGUCACCGGCCAAACAAAUGACUCGACACGAGUCCUCAGGUCUUCCGGCAGAUCUGUCGAUGAAAAACAAAUUCAAUUCAAACAAUUCGAGAAAUUCGAGAAAUUCGAGUCCAUUAGAGGACAGAAACGACAAAACAAACUCAAACUCUACGAACAGUCGCUGUACGGAAACACCGCUCAAUCUUUCAAAAACUAAAUUAUCACAAAACAUGACUUCUUCAUCGCCAUUGCAAUCGUUUUCGCCAAACGCCUCAAUGAUAAUGACUGGAAUCAAUGGCUGCACAACUUAUGUCUCAUCCAAACCUUCAUUCAAUAGAAACCAUUCUCCGGGUUCUUCUCCUCAAUCAAUGCCAACAAUGAUCUCAUCCCAGUUAUCACAAUUACCACAAUUACCACAACCUCCUUCGCCAUCAGCAUUCUUCGCAAGUCCAGGUCUGACACCUAAUCAUCAAUACGCGUUGUCUCAAUACGCAUUGGGAAUGGGCUUUAGACCACCGCAUAUGGGACACGACAUGUCCCCAAUGUCCAUGUCUUCAGAUAAGGCAAACUUUAAUGCUUUUGGAUCACUAUUAUUACCCGAUUUGUCAAAACUGACGCCAACUUCGACCGUGACUUCAGUGGCUAUCGGAUCACAAAUGGACAGACAUCGCGAAUCUCAACAACAAUCACAACAAAACGACAACACGGAGACCAUCGUCACGUGUCAGAACAAGAUAUUGGGCGCAAAGAUAAUCCGUCAGCAAAAGCGAGACCAAGACGGCAAACCUCAUGUCAAGAGACCGAUGAAUGCUUUUAUGGUUUGGGCUAAAGAUGAACGAAGAAAAAUACUUAAGGCCUGUCCUGAUAUGCAUAACUCGAAUAUAUCUAAAAUCUUAGGUGCUCGUUGGAAGGCAAUGACAAACACUGAGAAGCAGCCCUACUAUGAGGAACAAUCACGUCUAUCAAAGGUUCAUAUGGAGAAGCAUCCAGAUUACAGAUACAGACCCAGACCUAAGCGCACCUGUAUUGUUGACGGCAAGAAAUUAAGGAUUUCUGAAUACAAACAACUUAUGCGUCAGAGAAGGCAAGAUAUGAAAAAUUUAUGGUUUCAGAGCGGAUCGGGAUUUGAUCCAAUGGAGUCUUCGUCAGGGAAUGGUUUACCUAUGUUUCCAUCGAGUAGUGAUGGCAAUGAUGACUAUCAGAGCCGAUCACCCGCGUCCUCCUUCAGCAUUGACGACAAGUCUUCCGCGCCGUCGACACCAAGAGAUUAUUCGAUUAGUCCUAAAACUGAAGACUUGGACAACACAUUAGAGUUGGACUCUUCGACUAUCAAUUGAAAUGCAAUCCUUUAUUAGUUAUUUUUUGUUCAUUAUUUCGUUUCAUGUCUUCUAAUUAUUAUACAUAUUAUAGUUAAUAAUUAAGAUUUUAAUUAACAAAUUAAGGGUACAAUUUAUAUAUCAGGAAUUGGUUAUCUAUUGUUUCUAUUAAUCAAUUCAUUAAUCAUAUAUAUAUACAGUAUAUAUAU